AUGUUCUUCCGGUUUUACUUUUUCUGUUUAUUUUUAUUGAUUUUUAUCCUUUUUCUUUCUUUCUUUCGUUUUUCUUUUCUUCUUUUCGUUUGCUAUUUUUUUUUUCACUCAUUUUCUUUCUUCCUUUUGAUUUCCUUUCUCUUUUUCUUUCUUCUUUCUUUCUUUCCCAUUUUCUUAUUUUCAUUUAUUCUUUAUAUUUUUCACUUCUACCUUUUCUUUUCUCUCUUUCUACUUGCCAUUCUUUCUCACCGUCUUCUUACUUUCUUCUCCAUUAAUUUUUUUCUUUCAAUUUCUUUUGACUAUUUCAUCUUUUCUCUUCGUUAUUUUCUUUUUUUAUAUCUUCUGUUUUUCGUUUUUAUUAUUUCCCUUCCUUUUUUUUUAUAUACCUUUUUUUCUUUUUCUCCAUUUCGUUUUUCCUUCAUUUCUCUUGCUCUUUCAUUUUAUUUUAUUUUUGGUUUUCUUUAUCUCCCCUCCCUCAUACACUUUGUUUUUUUUUUCUUUCUUUCUUUCUUUUCUCCUUCCUUAAAUCAUUUCAUUUUUCUAUGUUUCUUUAUUUCUUUUCGUCAUUCUCAUCCGUUUGUUGUUCCUCUCUUCCAUGUUUUUUUCCCUUCUUUUCUUUUUAUUCUGUUAGACUUAAACUUCUUUUUAGUACUCAACUUUACAAAUAAUCAUGGCGUCUCUGUUUUUCUUUUCUUUCCUCGUUUUUCUUUCUUUUGUCAUUUUUGUUUUCAUUUUUCUUUAUCUGCUUUUUCCUCCAUUGGUUUUUUCUUCGUUUUUUUUUUGUUUCGUUUCGUUGCUUUCUUUUUUAAGCUUUUCCUUUCUUUUCCUUCUUUACUUGCUUUUUUUUCUCUAUCCCACUUGUUGCUCCUUUCUUUUACUUUCUUUUUUUCUUUCUUUUUCGAUCUUCCUCUUCGUUUUUCUUAUUUUACCCAGUUUUCUUUUCUUCUUCCUCUCCAGCUUCAACCUUUCUUCUUAUUUUAUUUCUUUCUCAUUUUCCUUUUCUUUUCUUUUAUCUCUUUUCCUCGGUUUUUAAUCUCUUUCAUUUUCUUUCUGUCUUCCGCUUUAAUUAUUUCUUUUCCAAAUACAUUUAUUUCCAUUCUUCUUUACCAUGACCCCCGAUGUUCACUUGCCAGGCCGGCCGCGGACUUGCAUGACUUGUUAGACAAGUGA
Acanthosepion pharaonis is the source of this 1170-nucleotide messenger RNA. Lineage: Eukaryota; Metazoa; Mollusca; Cephalopoda; Sepiida; Sepiidae. The record is from the annotation of a GenBank genome assembly.